UCGUGCUCCCUGUUUCUGUUCCUAUGUUUUUUUUUUUUGUUCUGGUUUUUUUUUUCAAUGAAGAACAUCAAUAAACCACCAGCACCAUCUUUGAAAUGACCUUCUUUUUCACCAUUUCCCUCUUGAUCCUCACCGCCGCUACCAUCCAUGUUGUCGCCGCCAUCGGCUCAGCCUCCACGGUUGCGGUCGUAUACGGCACAGGCACCAUAUGUGGUAUCAUAGCUAACGAGCCAACCCAACGAGUCCAAUGUUACCAAAACGGACUCAAACUCGACGUUUCGGUAUCACCCAACGUAUCAUUCGAAUCAAUCUCCGGUGGCAAAACCUUCUUUUGUGGACUUAGAUCAGGUGGAUUCAGUCUCCAUUGUUGGGACACUCGAGCUUUGUUCAACCCAAAGCGUAUAUAUUUAAACUAUAAUGUCUCGUUGACCGACUUAACCGUCGGUGUUGACCAUGUUUGUGCUAGAGAGGUAAGUUCCGGCAUAGCUAGGUGCUGGCGAGGGAACCGUGGUUCACCAUUUUCAUCACCUGGUGAUGGUUUAAAGUUCAGUAAGAUCACAUCAGGGAAUGGUUUUAGCUGUGGGAUUUUGAUGAACAGUAGUAAAGUUGUUUGUUGGGGUUAUAAUGAAAUUAGUGUUGAAAUCCAAACUCAGUUUGGUAACUUGUCUAUGUCGAAUUUAGUUGCAGGAGAUUCCCAUGUUUGUGGAUUGACCAAGACAGGAUUCCUUGUCUGUAAAGGAACCGGCCAACUCGAUGUUCCAACCAGUUCGGCUUUUGAAUUCACCGGUUUAACAUCAGGACGGGGUUUCGGUUGCGGUAUCCAACGAAGAAACGGUUUGGUUCAAUGUUGGGGAAGCGGUGAUAAUAAUAGAGUUAAGGAUGUUUCAUUUGAAACCAUUGUUGCUGGUUUGGAUUUCAUUUGUGGGUUAACAACAAGGAAUUUGACAAUUAUUUGUUGGGGAAAUGCCUUUACAAGUGAUGUUCCUGUUCCAAUGGUGAUUCCAGGUCCAUGUGUUAAAAGUUCAUGUAAUUGUGGUACUUAUUUGAAUUCUGAGACACUGUGUUAUGGUUCAGGCAACAUUUGUAAACCGUGUCAAACCGAGCUUCCGAUCCCUGUCCCGAUAAAGCCGGUACCAUCACGAGGAUCUGAGCCGUCAAAAGGGAUUAACAAGCUUUCAAUGGCGUUUUUGAUUGUGGGAUCAGUUGGUGCUUUUGUAGGGAUUUGCAGUGUUCUUUACUGUUUAUGGCAAUGGAAAUGUGGGUCUUGGCUUUGCAGGUCAAAUAGUUCCGUGCAACCCACGGUAGCUAAUGAUGCUAUUGCUCCACCACCUUUAAGAUCAUUUUCGCUUCGACACAAUAGUUCGAGGAGACUCAGCCGGCAACGAAGUGGGUCGUCGUCAUCGAAACAAGCGGAGAAAACCCAAAGCUUUUCGUUCUCGGAGCUCGCCGAUGCUUCCAACAACUUCUCGAUCAAAAACCGUAUCGGUUCCGGGAGUUUCGGGGUUGUUUAUAGAGGCAAACUUCGAGACGGUCGUGAAGUUGCUAUUAAAAGAGGCGAAAACGACUCAUUAGAGAAAAAAGCAAAGAAGUUCCAAGAGAAGGAAACCGCGUUUGAAUCGGAAUUAGCUUUGUUAUCGAGGCUGCACCAUAAACAUUUAGUGGGAUUAAUUGGAUUCUGCCAAGAAAACGACGAGAGGCUUCUGGUUUACGACUACAUGACUAAUGGUUCACUCCACGAUCAUCUCCAUAACACGAACAACAUCGAAAAAGGAAGCAGCGAACUAAACUCUUGGAAAAUGAGAAUCAAAAUUGGGUUAGACGCGGCAAGAGGGAUUCAUUACCUUCAUAACUAUGCAGUACCACCUAUAAUUCAUAGGGACAUAAAGUCCUCCAACAUACUAUUAGAUGCAAAUUGGACCGCUCGAGUUUCGGAUUUCGGAUUAUCGUUGAUGGGACCGGAAUCCGAUCAACAAUUCAUGUCAACCACCGCAGUCGGUACGGUUGGGUACAUAGAUCCUGAAUACUACGUCCUAAAUGUAUUGACACCAAAGAGCGAUGUUUACGGCUUAGGUGUGGUAUUGUUAGAGCUUUUAACAGGAAGAAAAGCCGUUUUUCGAAACAGAGAAGACAGAACUGGACCAAUGGGGGUAGUCGAAUACGCCGGCCCAAGGAUAUCAACCGGGGAUCUCCAGUCGGUGCUCGAUACAAGAGUCGGGGUGCCAGAGAUUCACGAGGUCGAGGCAGUGGAAUUAAUGGCUUAUACAGCUAUGAAUUGUGUGAAUUUGGAAGGAAAAGAAAGGCCUAAUAUGACCGACAUUGUUGCCAAUUUAGAGAAAGCUUUAACGCUUUGUGAGAAUAGUCAUGCUAGCCUUUCAUCUACUACAAUUUCACUUCCUUCAGAUUGAAUUUUUUAAUUGCAUUUUAGUCCUUUCUUUUUGUCAAAAGAAACCCAGAAUUUUGAUUCUUAUUUAUGAUUCUUUGAUUUGUAAAUGAAUGAUUAAAAAGAUUGAAAAAGAAAGUGAACAGAAUGUGUUCUUGGAUUACGGUC
Gossypium raimondii (Peruvian cotton) is the source of this 2548-nucleotide messenger RNA. RefSeq names its product putative serine/threonine-protein kinase-like protein CCR3. The record is from RefSeq and is a predicted model, not a curated record. Lineage: Eukaryota; Viridiplantae; Streptophyta; Magnoliopsida; Malvales; Malvaceae. Gene Ontology annotation, biological process: protein phosphorylation. Gene Ontology annotation, molecular function: ATP binding; protein serine/threonine kinase activity. Bases 96 to 2405 code for a protein of 769 amino acids. The transcript has a single exon.